AUGUCACGUUUAAAAGAAAUUUUGAAAAUGGAUUUGUUUGUCACACUUCCACAAAAUGGAGACGUACGUGUCAAAAAUUGGCCUUUAAUGCAAAGUGUUAUUCCAACAUUUCUUAUUAUUGUUGCUUAUAUAUUUUUCAUUAUUUUUGGAAAAAAAUGGAUGAAAAAUAAAAAAGCUUUCGAGUUGCGUGAUUUUAUGCUUGUUUACAACAUUGUGCAAGUUAUUCUAUGUACUUAUAUAACAUAUGAAGCCACAUAUGUUUGGAUCAAAGAAAGAUAUAGUUUCACUUGUCAACCAAUUGACUUUUCUAAGAGUGAAACUGCUAUGAAAGCAUGUAAAGCAUGUUGGUGGUUCUAUAUUAUGAAAUUAGUUGAUCUUACCGAUACAAUUCUGUUUGUAUUGCGAAAAAAAGAUAAGCAAAUCACAUUUUUACAUGUUUAUCAUCAUAUAACAAUGACAUUUUGUGGAUGGAGUGGUUCUAAAUAUGUCGGAGGUGGCCAAUCGCUCUUCGUUAUUAUCAUCAAUUCUUUCAUUCAUGUUAUUAUGUAUGGUUAUUAUGGAUUAAGUGCUUGUGGGCCUAAAAUAAAAAAAUAUCUUUGGUGGAAACGCUACAUAACUCAAGCUCAAAUGCUUCAAUUUGUUGCGGUUAUCAUUCAUUCCAUAGUUAAUUUACGACAACCAUGCAAUUUUCCAAAAAUAUUUGAUAUAUCAUUUUUAAUUUAUGGAAUAACUAUUCUUAUGCUGUUUGCUAAUUUUUAUCUACAAAGUUAUAUUAGAAAACAACAACAUGCAAAACAAACUUAG
Molecule: messenger RNA, 804 nt
Organism: Rotaria socialis
Lineage: Eukaryota; Metazoa; Rotifera; Eurotatoria; Philodinida; Philodinidae
Source: the annotation of a GenBank genome assembly